Molecule: messenger RNA, 1851 nt
Organism: Penicillium taxi
Lineage: Eukaryota; Fungi; Ascomycota; Eurotiomycetes; Eurotiales; Aspergillaceae
Product: alpha-keto acid decarboxylase family protein
Exons: 5
Coding region: 1-1851 (616 amino acids)
Molecular function (GO): magnesium ion binding; carboxy-lyase activity; thiamine pyrophosphate binding
Source: RefSeq, a predicted model, not a curated record
AUGCCAUCGCGAAGUACUGUCUCCGUGGCCCAAUAUCUCUUUGCCCGAAUCAAAGAGCUUGGCGUUCAAUCAGUUCAUGGCGUACCAGGGGAUUACAACUUGGUGUCGCUUGAUUAUGUUUCUAAAGCUGGACUGCGCUGGGUUGGCAAUUGCAACGAGCUCAACGCUGGCUAUGCAGCGGAUGGGUAUGCUCGCGUCCAUGGGAUUUCUGCACUGAUGACAGUCGCCGGAGUCGGAGAGCUGUCAGCCUCGAACGCUAUUGCGGGGGCAUAUGCUGAGUACGUCCCGAUUGUGCACAUUGUAGGGCAGCCAAGCCUGAAAUCGCAGCAACAGAAAAAACUACUGCAUCAUUCGCUAGGCGAUGGGAACUUUAUGGCGCUUGCCAAGAUAUCGGAGAGGACAGUAGCCAAGAGCGUACAGAUACUCUGUGCAAAACAAGCCCCCGGGAUGAUUGACGAUAUCAUCACCCAGUGCUGGAAUACUAGCAGACCGGUUUCGAUCAUUCUUCCCACUGACAUGGUUCAUACUCCAAUUUCGGCGGCUAAUUUGGCUAGGCCACUACGCCUAUCGGGCUCUGAAAACGAUAGAACGCAUGAGGCCCACGCAGUUGAUGAUAUUCUCGCGGCUCUUCGGGCGGCACAGCAACCAGUGCUUUUGGUUGGGGGCUAUAAUAUGCGAUUUACAAGACGAAGAGAGGUGAUAUCGCUCAGCGAAAGGCUGGGACUUCCAAUCUUUUUAUCCCCAUCUGGGCGAGGUAUCAUUGACGAGCAACAUCCCAACUUCAACGGGCUCUACUUGGGAGAUUGUUCUAAGCCACAUGUCAUAGAGAUGGUCCGGUCGGCUGAUUUGAUCAUAUCAAUUGGUAAUAUCCAUUCCGACUUGAACGUCGCUUCUGUUUCAUGGGACUUUGAUCCAUUGAGGAUGGUCGAGGUUCAGAAUGAAACAGUCCACAUACGAGGCAAAACUUAUAGGCGGUUGAACAGUGACGGCCUUUUACAGGCUCUCCUCUCUCGCUCUUCAGAGCUUGUUCCGACAGGAAGUUGUGAAGCAGUGGCUUUGCCAUCGACAAUUAGCAUCCUGGAAUCAAGCAAUGUUCGCGUGCCGGCUGGUCCCUCCGCACUUAUAAGUGCAGAGCCGGUAUAUGGAGGCGGUUUUAUGAAGGGAGUGCUGCGACGGAUGUCACAUACGCUGAGUAAUAGCGAGGACUCUGACCAUCUGAGUCAUGACUGGCUAUGGCCCACAUUGAGCGCCUGGCUACUCCCCGAGGACACAAUCAUAGCCGAGACAGGCACCUCAAACUUUGGGAUAUGGUCUACCAAAUUUCCUCGCGGCGUCACUUUUAUCAGCCAGUAUGUUUGGGCGAGCAUCGGCUACUCUCUAGGCGCUUGCCAGGGAGCUGCUGCAGCUGUCCAAGACUCGAUGCAUCCUGAUCGACGGACUAUAUUGUUCAUCGGUGACGGGAGCUUCCAAUUCACUUGUCAGGAGCUAAGUACAAUUAUCAAGAACAGUCUCACGCCCAUCAUUUUCGUGAUCUGCAACAAGGGAUACACCGUCGAGCGGCUCAUACAUGGCAUGCAUGAAUCCUAUAAUGAUAUUCAGGAAUGGCAGUACCGAAAACUGCUAGAGGUGUUCGGUGCAGAGCGCAAAUCCUACCAGACGCAUCAGAUUCGGACCAAAACUGAAUUUUCUGCUCUUCUGAAAGAUCCGUCUUUCAAUAGUGAUCGGGUUCUGCGAUUUAUCGAAUUGCACAUGGAUCAGAACGAUGCGCCAUCUGAUCUCAAGACACUCACUGAGCAGCUCAUAGUUCGAGACUCACAGAAGUCGAAGAUUGACGAAGAUGAAGCUACUUAG